AUUUCCUCCCCCUCCGACCCCCUUCAUCUUCCCCCCGACGUCGAUUUUGUUCCCGCCAUUGGUCGUCGGAUCCUUGUGAUCAAUCAAUUGGUCACAUUCCCCAUCCUCUGAUUCUCGUCAUUGGAGUCGGUUCACGGCAGAAAUGACUUGAGAAUGCAAGGUCUUUGGUCCCGCGCCGCUCCGGCGCAAUCCACCUGCCGCUGCGUCUCUUGCUUAAGUACCGUCUCCAAUGGGGUGGCCUCGAGAGGUACUUCGGCUGCCAGCAAGAAACGCCUCCGGCUCGGAAACUCGGUAACAGCACUAUACACCAGCAUCUUCGCCGCCGCUGCUUUGGCAGACGCCCAGGCCAAGGGCCAGCGCCGUCACGAAUGGGAGGAAAAGAUUGCUGCCGUCAAGGAAGAGGUCAUUGAGCUGGUGGAUGAGGAACAGCGUCUGGUGGAGGCUCUAAUGUCGCGUCGGAAGCAGGGAUUUCUCAAUGGAACGAUACAGACCAGACAGUUCAGCACAGCGACUCGCCCGGCACCUAUGAGAUACCAAUGGCCCAGGAGGAACGCACCGUUUGCAUCGUUCCACUCAACGACUGCCUUUGCGAAUGAGAGGGAUAAUCAGAUAAUCCGUGAUCUGGUCGCAGAGAGCGAGGAUCCGCUGGCCGAGGACGCGAAUGAGGACUAUGGCCUUUCGCUGGAGGAUGACGAUACGCCCACAUGGCUUACUGGUGAUGUGGUCCGCCAGAAGGUCAUCCGGAAGCUUGCGCUCAAGCAGCUAGCCAUUAGACUUCUGUUGCGGCCGGCAAUUGCUCACAGCUACCACGGGGUUCAGAUGAACUACAGUGCCGACUUCUCGAUACCCCAAUUGAGAGUGCCGCAGUUGCUAGCGGAACUGAACAGCCUUCGGCGCAGAAUGCGCCAGGUGAAGGGCUCGGAGAAGGCUAAUAUUGAUGAUUUAGCCAAGGACCUUCGUGUGCACUCGAUACGACAUAUGACGGAAGAGCGGAAUCGGCUCGAUCGGGACGUCCAGCGUGAUACCGAAAUCUAUAUGCGGAAUGAGAUGCCCUUGCAGGAACUACUCCUCCGGCUAGCCAACAACCUGAUGCAGUGCACGGAUCCAGACCGGCCAGAAGUCUUAAAGAAGAUGAUUCUUGCGUUCACCAAAACCCGUCAGAACGAUCUCUGUGAUUUGAUCUUGAAGACCAUCCUUCCGCACAAGUUCCCGCUCAGUGCCUCUCUUAUCCUCACGAUCCUUACCUUCUUCCGCAAAUCCAAGAACCUCAUGGGUUUCGACAUCUUCCUGGAGAUGUUGAACGGACACGGCUAUCCGGUAGACAUGAAUGGCUUGGGUCUGUAUCAGCGCCAGGUGGUCAAUGGAGUUGAGAUCGUCGUCCCACCAGUGGAUUCGGCGAACCCUGUCAUCUACGCCACCCUUAUUGUGUCUUGUCUGCGCUUCGAUCAGCCGGAUCGUGCCGAUGCAUACCUCCUAGCUGCGAGAUCCGCAGGGCAUAUGGACGACUUUGCAAUUCUCAACUCUUACUUGCGGUUCUGUGCUAUCCGCACCGACUGGGAAAAGGGAGUGCAGACCCUGAAAAGAACUCUGGCGUUCAUGGUCUCUUCAACAGAACACCAGCUCUUCCGCCUUGAACGACUCAUCGUGCUAAUGGUACACAUGUGCGAUGCCUGCGAGCAAUACGACAUGUCCGAAGCCAUCAUCACAUCGGCCAUGAACAGCGGUUUCAAUUGGGAAGCAGCCAGCAAGCAACUGGACAUCAUGUCUUCCCACGACCCCCACCACAAGAGAUGGUCUUCGGCAGCGGAGGCCGCACCAAAGGACAUGCAAGAUAAGCUCGCAUGGGAGAAAGCCUACGCCUUCGUGAACGUCAUGAACGAGCGUCUGAGCGCCUACGAGGGCAAAUCGCCCUCCAAAAAGUGGCAAGACAUGAUAGAGCUCUACUCGCAGCAGGUCCUAGACGCCAUGCUCGCCGGAUCCCCAGCGUCAGCCAACGCCCCUAAAGUUCCCGAGCAAGUCUUCGAAGACAAGGACCGCCAGAGCCUGCUCCAAGAAAUCAGCAAACAAGUCGAAAAAGCCAAGAAGGAGAACGAGUCCACAGCCGCAGCCCAAGAACAAGAGAUCACCUCCCUGAAAGCCGAAAUCUCACAACUCAAACAAAUGGUCUUCGACCUCCACCAGACCCGCAAACAGGAGUCCACUAUACCGUCGCCCCCUCCUUCUCCCCCUCGCUCUACCCACCACCAAGACCACCUCCUCCGUCGAAAACACGAACACAUUGCUCCUGCGCCGGAACUCGAAUCUUCCUUCAACAAAGUCAGUAUUCGAUACAUGAAGUCGUAGACUCAGUCACCUCAGCCCCUUGAGGCACUCUACGCUACUUUCUGUGCAACGAACAAUUGCGUUCCUCAGAGCACCCUCUCAUCCGCCCCUUUUUCUUCCCCCUCCCCCAGCUCAAAAUCCAGAUGGAACGUACUCCCUCCGUAUACCCAUCCCAUCCUAUCCUAUCCUAUACUACCUUAUACCACUCAUGUACGGUGAAAGUGUCGAUGAUAAGCUCGCCAAUUUCUGGCCAGCAUUGGGAUUGCUUUGGAUGUUUUUUAUAUCCCUAGGUAGUCGAGUCAUGCUACCCGGGACAUUUUGUACAGUAUUCAUACUAUAGCUUGUACUUUUUUCUUUAUUAUAUUUUUUUGUGACGAUAAAUAAGGGUUAGAAUCGAGCGUUGGGUUUCUAUUCCCUUGAAUUGGUAUUAUCCGGUCCAGAGUAUUGAAUAG
Messenger RNA from Aspergillus vadensis CBS 113365, 2774 nucleotides. RefSeq lists its product as uncharacterized. Lineage: Eukaryota; Fungi; Ascomycota; Eurotiomycetes; Eurotiales; Aspergillaceae. The record is from RefSeq and is a predicted model, not a curated record. The transcript has a single exon. Bases 154 to 2343 code for a protein of 729 amino acids.